This is a messenger RNA of Archocentrus centrarchus (flier cichlid), 865 nucleotides long. RefSeq names its product granzyme K-like. Gene Ontology annotation, biological process: proteolysis. The transcript has 5 exons. Gene Ontology annotation, molecular function: serine-type endopeptidase activity. The record is from RefSeq and is a predicted model, not a curated record. Lineage: Eukaryota; Metazoa; Chordata; Actinopteri; Cichliformes; Cichlidae. Bases 35 to 805 code for a protein of 256 amino acids.
UAUUCAGCAUCUGAUCAAAGAGAAUUCAGACGAAAUGUUCUGCCUGAGGAAUUACACUGUUUUCAUCUCAUGGGUGCUUCUCUUCAUCAUCCAGCCAGGUCAUGGUUCUGAGAUUAUUGAAGGGAAAGAAGUCAAACCACACUCGCUGCCUUUCAUGGCUUAUGUGGAAAGUGAAAAAUAUUCCUGUGGAGGGACUUUAAUCCAUCGAAAAUGGGUCCUGACAGCCGCCCACUGCACUGACAUGAUUCUGGUGACCCUGGGAGCGCACUCCAUCAGGAAAGAGGAAAAAAGUUCUAAGCAGGUCCGAGAGGUUGAGAAACAUUUUCCACAUCCCAACUAUCAGGAUGUAUCCCUGGGCAAUGACCUCAUGUUGCUCAAGCUUAAAGAACCAGUGAAGAAAACCAAGACAGUGAAAUGGCUCAAGUUUGGCCAAACUGUCAGAGACCCUGCAGCUGGCAGCGAGUGUCUGGUGGCUGGAUGGGGACUAACUGAAAACAACAAAACAUCAGAUGUCCUCAUGUCUGUCAAUGUGACUGUGGUCGACAGAAAGAAGUGCAACUCUCGUGAUUAUUACAACCAGAGACCUGUUAUCACCAGUGAUAUGGUCUGUGCUGGUUCAGAUGGUUUAAACAAGGCGGAUACCUGUCAGGGGGAUUCAGGAGGGCCGCUGUUGUGCAAGGGACGGCUGGUUGGAGUCACUUCUUUUGGACGGGGUUGUGGCAUCAUUGAUAAACCUGGAGUCUAUUCAUUUGUCUCAAAGAAGCAACUCGAGUGGAUCAAAGAAACAAUGAAAUCAUCUGAAUGAAUCUGCAGGUGUUGCUCCAUACUCCAUAGUUUUUGUUGCUUUCACAUUAAAUCUGUCAAU